This is a messenger RNA of Ipomoea triloba (trilobed morning glory), 1764 nucleotides long. RefSeq names its product pentatricopeptide repeat-containing protein At4g35850, mitochondrial. Lineage: Eukaryota; Viridiplantae; Streptophyta; Magnoliopsida; Solanales; Convolvulaceae. Bases 136 to 1455 code for a protein of 439 amino acids. Gene Ontology annotation, cellular component: mitochondrion. Gene Ontology annotation, molecular function: protein binding. The record is from RefSeq and is a predicted model, not a curated record. The transcript is spliced from 13 exons.
CAAGGGUGCACGGUGUUAUCGUACACCUAUACCUCAACACUGUAGGCUUAUUCAGUUCAUUACCUGAAAUCUCGAGGGUUUAUGCGCAGUCCCCAGUCCCCGGCAGCGAAGUGAUCACUUCUCAUCACCAUCAUCAUGAGGCUCCUCCAAACCCUAGCUAGUAAAAACCGUUUGCUGCUUCGAGGCGUCGGGCGAAGAUUCUUCGCGGCGUCGCCUGAGGAGUACGCCAAGCGAAAUUAUGCCAACAAUGACUCCGAGUACAACACCGUUAUAACCUCCAUCACCGCUCAGCGAAGACAUUAUUUGUUGAGGGAUGUGUAUGAUGACAUGAUGCUGGAUGGUGUAAAGCCAGAGAGGGAUACAUUUCAUUCGCUGAUAGUGGGGACUAUGAAAGGUGCUCGAUUGCAAGAUGCACUGUUUUUCAGGGAUGAAAUGAAAGCCAUGGGUUUGGUUCCAGAUGUUGCUUUGUACAACUUCUUGAUUUCUACCUGUGGCAAAUGCAAGAACUCUGAUCAAGCAAUCCGGGUUUUAGAAGAAAUGAAAAGAUCAGAAGUCAAGCCAUCUGGACAAACCUAUGUCUGUCUACUUAAUGCAUGUGCAGCUGAAGGUCGACUAGAUCGAGUAUAUGCAAUUGUUCGAGAUAUGACUGCAGCUGCUGUGGGUUUGAACAAAUAUUGCUAUGCUGGACUUAUAGCUGCUCACAAGAAUCAGGAACCUCUUGCUGAUGAUGUAGCUUCUAAAAUUAUUGAGCUUGUUGAGCAGUCAAAGAGUUGGUCAGAGGUUGAAGCUCCGAGAGAUAUUCCUCAAAGAUUUAUGACAAUUACUUCUGAAGAAGAACUUUACAACAUCCCUACUGCUGAGUUUGUAAAUCGACGUGCAUUCUUGAAUAAGCAGUUAACUGUGUACCAUGUUGCCUUUCAUGCUUGUGCGGAUCUGAAAAAUGUGGAGGCUAUUGAUACACUUCGUCAGAUGCUUGAAAAGGAUGAUAAAACACCUGAUGUGUUCAUCCUGAUGCAACUCAUGAGGUGCUAUCUACAUACAGGGGACUUAGAUCGUGGUCAUAAAAUUUUUGAGGACUACAUAAACUCUGGAAGACCACCCAUUAUAGAGCUUUAUGUGACUCUCAUAGAAGGAGCAAUGGUUGGGUAUACUACCAGAGGAAUGCAAAUUGCUCAGGACACGCUGUUAGCAAUGAAUCAAAGGAAUUUUGUCCUGAGUGCAAAGAUGGGAACUGAUCUCCUCCUUGCAGCUGCUGGUGAAAAGAGUGGCGGAUAUACAGUUGCCAACUUAAUUUGGGACAUGAUGGUGGGGCGCAAUAUUAAUAUCUCACUUCAUGCUGUUGAGGCAUAUUACCAAGGGCUGAAGGACCGAGAGAUACCAGCAGAUGAUCCACGGUUGAUGCAAGUAGAGAAAUCAUAUAAAGAUCUGAAAAGAAGGUUUGGAAGAACUUUUUAGGUAGGAGAGAAGGUGAACUCAAAGAACAAUUGGUCCGCUUUUUACCUUUAUUCUGCUAGAACUUGACAAGGCAAGCGCUGUCACUCUAGGUGAUAGAUUUGAUUUUAUGGUUCAUACAAGGCAAGGCAAGAACUUUACUUAGGAACUCCUUUUAUGGUUCUUUAGAAUGCCAUUAUAAUUUUAUCAUGAAUUUCACAGCCUAGCUGAUGAUUGAUUUUUCCUGGAACUGAACAUCAAGAUUGUGUCCCAUUUGUGUGUAGAUUUUGAGUUACAUAAAAAGACAAGCCGAAUUAGGCUUUAAAGGACUAA